AUGUCUGAAGUAAUCGAUGACGAGGGUUCCCUCACUCUUGUGAGCAAUGAUGGGUUUCAGUUCGUUCUGCCCAAAAAAUGCGCCUUCGCGUCGAAGACAAUAAGGAAUAUGUUCAACAAAAACAGUGGAUAUAUCGAAGCUAAAGAGAACUGCGUAAAAUUCGAGGAUAUGCGCGGUGCCGUUUUAGAGAAAGUCUGCGAGUACUUUAUUUACAAACACAAGUACUCGGGGUAUAGCGGACAAGUUCCGGAAUUUCAGAUCCCGGCGGAAAUGGGAUUGGAAUUAUUGACCAUUGCCGACUUUUUGGAGACUUGA
Orbilia oligospora ATCC 24927 is the source of this 315-nucleotide messenger RNA. RefSeq lists its product as uncharacterized. The transcript is spliced from 4 exons. Gene Ontology annotation, biological process: ubiquitin-dependent protein catabolic process. The record is from RefSeq and is a predicted model, not a curated record. Bases 1 to 315 code for a protein of 104 amino acids. Gene Ontology annotation, cellular component: elongin complex. Gene Ontology annotation, molecular function: protein-macromolecule adaptor activity. Lineage: Eukaryota; Fungi; Ascomycota; Orbiliomycetes; Orbiliales; Orbiliaceae.